Penicillium argentinense is the source of this 354-nucleotide messenger RNA. RefSeq names its product mitochondrial 37S ribosomal protein uS14m. Gene Ontology annotation, molecular function: structural constituent of ribosome. NCBI's taxonomy places the organism in Eukaryota, Fungi, Ascomycota, Eurotiomycetes, Eurotiales, Aspergillaceae. The coding region runs from base 1 to 354 and encodes 117 amino acids. Gene Ontology annotation, biological process: translation. The record is from RefSeq and is a predicted model, not a curated record. The transcript is spliced from 3 exons. Gene Ontology annotation, cellular component: mitochondrial small ribosomal subunit; ribosome.
AUGUCGAAAAUGGCGUCAAUGUUCCGGCCUAAGAAGCUCGACCUUUCCGGCUUUGUCAACACCCGCUUGAUCCGGGAUCACAACAAGCGCAACGCCUUCGAACAGACCGAGCCCGAACGACAAGCACUUCGCUACAUGAUCCGCAACACUAGCCUUCCCCAGCGAGUCCGCGCCCAGGCUCAACUUCAGCUCUCGCAGAUGCACGCCUACACCCGCCCGACCCAGAUUAAGAACCGCUGCGUGGCCUCAGGAACUGCACGUGCUGUUUUCCGGGAUUUCAGGAUCAACCGAUUCCAAUUCCGUAUGCAGGCACUUGCGGGUGAGCUUCCGGGCGUGAAGAAGGCAAGCUGGUAA